AUGAGCACCAGCAGCACAGCAGGAAAAGUAAUAAAAUGCAAAGCAGCUGUGCUAUGGGAGAUAAAAACACCCUUUUCCAUUGAGGAGGUGGAAGUUGCACCCCCCAAGGCCAAUGAAGUUCGUAUUAAGAUAGUGGCUACAGGAAUCUGCCGCUCAGAUGACCAUGCGGUUAAUGGACAACUGUUCUUCCCGCUUCCUGGGAUCUUAGGCCAUGAGGGAGCUGGCAUUGUGGAGAGCAUUGGAGAAGGAGUGACUACAGUGAAACCAGGUGAUAAAGUCAUACUGCUCUUUUCUUCUCAGUGUGGAACAUGUGCUGUUUGUAAACACCCUAAAGGCAACAUCUGCUUGAAAAACAAAAAAACUGUGCCUCGGGGGACUAUGCAAGAUGGCACCACCAGGUUCACCUGCAGGGGGAAGCCUAUCCACCACUUCGUUGGCACCAGCACCUUCUCUGAGUACUCGGUGGUGGAUGAGAUCUCAGUGGUCAAGAUCGAUCCAGCCUCACCUCUGGAGAAAGUCUGCCUCAUCGGCUGUGGGUUUUCUACUGGUUAUGGGUCUGCCGUCAAUGUUGCCAAGGUCACCAAGGGCUCCAGCUGUGCUGUGUUUGGCCUUGGAGGAGUUGGCCUGUGUGUCAUCAUGGGCUGUAAGGCAGCAGGAGCAGCCAGGAUCAUUGCAGUGGAUGUCAACAAAGAAAAAUUUGCAAAGGCCAAAGAGGUGGGGGCCACUGAGUGCAUCAGCCCACAGGACUUUGAGAAACCCAUCCACGAGGUGCUGAAGGAAAUGAGCGGUGGAGGUGUGGACUUUUCAUUUGAAGUUGUUGGUCGGCAUGACACCAUAAUAUCUGCCCUGUCAUGCACUCAUGAGGCAUAUGGCGUAAGCGUCAUUAUAGGGACACCUCCUGUUUCCCAAGACCUCAGGAUGGACCCUAUGUUACUAUUGACUGGACGUACCUGGAAAGGAGCAAUUUUUGGUGGUGAUAAAGUCAUCCCACUCUUUACUCCCCAGUGUGGAAAAUGUGAAGUUUGUAAACACCCAGAAGGCAACUUCUGCUUGAAAAAUGAUGUGAGUGUGCCUCGGGGGACCCUGCAGGAUGGCACAACCAGGUUCACCUGCAGAGGGAAGCCUGUCUACCACUUCUGUGGCACCAGUAGCUUCUCUGAGUACUCGGUGGUGGAUGAGAUCUCAGUGGUCAAGAUUGAUCCAGCCUCACCUCUGGAGAAAGUCUGCCUCAUUGGCUGUGCGUUUUCUACUGGUUAUGGGUCUGCCGUCAAUGUUGCCAAG
Molecule: messenger RNA, 1281 nt
Organism: Trichechus manatus latirostris (Florida manatee)
Lineage: Eukaryota; Metazoa; Chordata; Mammalia; Sirenia; Trichechidae
Product: alcohol dehydrogenase S chain-like
Exons: 9
Biological process (GO): retinol metabolic process; retinoic acid metabolic process
Cellular component (GO): cytosol
Molecular function (GO): all-trans-retinol dehydrogenase (NAD+) activity; zinc ion binding
Source: RefSeq, a predicted model, not a curated record